Messenger RNA from Plenodomus lingam JN3, 582 nucleotides. Lineage: Eukaryota; Fungi; Ascomycota; Dothideomycetes; Pleosporales; Leptosphaeriaceae. The record is from RefSeq and is a predicted model, not a curated record.
AUGGUCAAUCCCACAUCCCUCGAACCCCAGGACCCAGAUCUCGAGCACGUGUGGCAAGACCAAGACGAAAAUCAACAUCAAACCCAAACCCAAACCCAAGAUUACCCCCAAACCCACCCCCACAACCAAGAAACACCAACCUCCCCACCCACAGCCCCCAUCGAAUGGACCACAUCCGCCCAAAACUGGGCAAACAUUGCCCAUCGCGCCCGCACACACCACGAGCAACAUCAACGCCGCGACCAACACCGCGAACAAGAAACAGCCGCCCGUUGGACCAUCUCCGCUCAACACUGGGCAGAUAUUGCCCGUCGCGCCCGUGCACUUCAUGAGCUGGAAGAACGCCGCGAACGGGAACGGGAAAUGGCUGCACGUUGGGUACUUUAUGCACAGCAUUGGUCUCGAAUCCUGCGUGAAGUGAAGGCGCGUGGGUGGGUGGGCGUGGUGAUGGUGGUGGGGAGGGAAGUGCGGGUAUGGGUGUGGAUGCGGAUGCAGAUACUCCUGCGCCGCAAGAUGCGCGAUACUGUGCUUAGCCGCGUUGUGUUACCCGCAUGCUAUUUCAUAUGGGGUGCCAGGAUGUGA